This is a messenger RNA of Populus trichocarpa (black cottonwood), 1319 nucleotides long. RefSeq lists its product as uncharacterized. The transcript is spliced from 5 exons. The record is from RefSeq and is a predicted model, not a curated record. Lineage: Eukaryota; Viridiplantae; Streptophyta; Magnoliopsida; Malpighiales; Salicaceae. The coding region runs from base 150 to 950 and encodes 266 amino acids.
UAUAAAUGACAACUCGUGGCCGAAAGAUAUCUGAGGUCCAAAGCACAUAACAUUCAUUUGACGAGACGUCUUUCUUUUUUCUUACCUUCAUUCAAUUAGUUUUUUUUUGUCAGGGUUUGAAUUGAAAUUUGAAGUUGGAAAAUUGGAGAAUGGGGAGUGGCGUGAAGAAAGUGUUGCUUACUUCAAAUGGAGAUGAGAUUUCGCAGAAUAUCGCGUUUCAUUUGGUUAAACAAGGAUGCAGGUUGGUUUUGAUGGGAAAUGAAAAGGGUUUAAGGAGUAUCGGUGAGAAGAUAACAGGUGCAAUCAAAGGUGCUUUGCCAGUGGAGGUAGUGGAAAUGGAUAUGGAAGAGGAAAGGGAGGCAAGUUUUGAAGAGGCAGUGGACAAGGCAUGUGGGAUUUUGGGGAAUUUAGAUGCUUUUGUGCAUUGCUAUACAUAUGAAGGAAAGAUUCAAGAACCUCUGCAAGUAACAGAACAUGAGUUCAAAAAAUUAGUGAAAAUAAAUUUUAUGGCUCCAUGGUUUCUGCUGAAGGCUGUUGGAAAAAAAAUGCGGGACUAUAAUUCAGGAGGCUCCAUUAUAUUCUUGACCUCAAUAAUUGGUGCUGAGAGAGGACUGUAUCCAGGGGCUGCUGCAUAUGGUUCAUGUUCAGCAGGAAUACAGCAAUUAGUUAGACAUUCAGCUAUGGAGAUAGGAACAUACAAGAUCAGGGUUAAUGGAAUCGCUCGUGGUUUGCACCUAGAAGAUGCAUAUCCUGUUUCAGAAGGGAAGGAGAGGGCAGAGAAGUUGGUGAAAGAGGUAGUGCCGAUGCAGAGAUGGCUUGAUGCCAAGAAGGAUGUAGCAUCAACUGUCAUCUACUUAAUCAGUGAUGGUUCAAGAUACAUGACUGGGACAACCAUAUUUCUUGACGGGGGGCAGUCCUUGACAAGGCCUAGGAUGCGCUCAUACAUGUAGGAGUUAUUUCUGGUGCAAAACCUGGAGCAAGAAGGGAAUCAUGGGGUGAUCCAAUCAAUCAAUUUUUCGAAGGGAAAGACAUGUCCUCAGGGAUUUGUGAAUGCUUGGUCGUUUACUAUCGUCAGCGGCCUGUCAAAAGUAUGCCAGUGAAGCAGCUGAUUAUUUAUGUUUCUUGUCCGAGUGACUUUGAUCACCAGGCAAAAAAGACUAGUCUUCUAAGUAUAUUCUGAACUAGCUGUCAUUCUUAACAUUAAUUCAUUAGUAAUUCCCAUUUUCAUUACAUCUCUUACUCUCCUCUCAAGGCCACCUUGUAAACUUGAAGUGAAUGACGUAAAAGGAAUCAAUGACAAAGUGAUUUUCUUUUGGUUC